AUGAACGCAGGCAUCGUCAGGACGACCAGCAGGCCGAGCGGUAGGCCUUUAGGCAUCUACAUUGCGGGCGCCGCGCUUCGCCUGGCCCUCUUCACUCUCUUUCCCGGCCUGCCCGACCUGCUGACCGGCCGCGUCGAGAUCUCUACGCCCGUGACGAGCUUCAAGAGGUUGCAAGAAGGACUCUUCCUAUACAACCACAACGUCUCCCCCUAUGACGGCGGCGUAUACCACCAAGCGCCCCUCCUCCUUCCACUAUUCUCGCUCCUACCUGAUGCGGCGACAUACCCAAUAUUCACAGCGCUGUUGUACAUUGCCGUCGAUCUCUUCUGCGCCGAUGCUCUCUUCCAAAUUGCUGAGUCGGGCGAGGCCGGAUCCUCUGCCAAUUUCCAGUCCCCUCGACGCCAGAGGAGGUGGAGCGGAGCCAUUGUGGCCGCCAUAUACCUUUUCAGCCCCUUCACAAUAGCAACAUGCAUCGGCCGCUCGACCGCCGUUUUCACUUCGUGCGCCAUCCUCCACGCCAUCGCAAAGGCUAUCCAAGGCCGCACCCUCGGCGCCUUGGUCUCUAUCGCAUUCGCCUCAUACCUCUCCAUGUCCCCGCUGCUCCUCCUCCCGCCGCUCCUCGUCCUGGCCUACGACCGCCAGCCGGCCGCCCCCGCGCGUGCCCAUCUCUCGGCUUCGCCGACCACAUUCGCCAUUGUAGGCACAGGAGUCGUCAUGGCGGUCCUCACGGCCCUUGCCGCCCUCUCGCUCGUCAUCACAAACUUCUCCUGGGAGUUUCUCGCCUCGACGUACGGCAUCCAGCUCACGCUCGCGGACCUGACGCCCAACGCGGGGUUGUGGUGGUACUUCUUCAUCGAGAUGUUCGACCCGUUCCGCUCCUUCUUCCUCGCAGUCUUCUGGCUGCAUCUGGCUUCCUACGUUGGCGGGCUCACCAUCCGCAUCCGCAGCCAGCCCCUCGCCGUCCUCUCGAUCCUCCUCGGCUUGUUCGCCAUAUUCAAGCCCUACCCGUCCAUCGCCGACACGGCAUUGUUUCUGGGCCUGAUGCCCCUCUUCCGCCACAUCUUUCCCCUGAUGCGCUACCCGUUCGUGAUUGCUGCCGUCAUCGUUUACGCAGUCUUUCUAGGUCCUGCCUUCUGGCACCUGUGGAUCUACGCCGGUAGCGGCAAUGCCAACUUCUUCUACGCCAUUACGCUGGUGUGGAGUCUAGUGCAGAGCCUGCUGGUCAGCGACUUUACAUUUGCGCUGCUGAGAGACGAGUGGGAGGUAGAUAGGCCCGAAAUGGUCGGCAAGGAAGUUAGACAGAUCUAA
Pyricularia pennisetigena is the source of this 1308-nucleotide messenger RNA. RefSeq lists its product as uncharacterized. NCBI's taxonomy places the organism in Eukaryota, Fungi, Ascomycota, Sordariomycetes, Magnaporthales, Pyriculariaceae. The transcript is spliced from 3 exons. Gene Ontology annotation, biological process: protein localization to cell surface; attachment of GPI anchor to protein. The record is from RefSeq and is a predicted model, not a curated record. Gene Ontology annotation, cellular component: GPI-anchor transamidase complex; membrane. The coding region runs from base 1 to 1308 and encodes 435 amino acids.